AGGUGCCGCUCAUAUUUACUUCUGUAUUUGUAAGCCAAACUUCUAGUCUUGUCCCUGGAGUCCGGCCCCUGCUCAUGACUGGAGAGCAGGCGACAGGAAACCCGCUCAGCAGCCGCUUCUGAACGCCCAUGCCCGCGAUGCUGCUGCUGUUGGUGUCGGUGGUCGCAGCGUUAGCACUCGCAGCACCGGCCCCCAGAAUACAGAAGAAAAGGAUGCAAGUGAACCAGGCGCCUAAUGUGGUGCUGGUCGCCAGUGACUCCUUCGAUGGAAGACUAACAUUUCAAGCAGGAAGUCAGGUAGUAAAACUUCCCUUCAUUAACUUCAUGAGAGCACACGGCACCACCUUCCUAAAUGCCUACACUAAUUCACCCAUCUGCUGUCCAUCACGUGCAGCAAUGUGGAGUGGCCUCUUCACUCACUUGACAGAAUCUUGGAAUAAUUUUAAGGGUCUGGAUCCAAAUUAUACGACAUGGAUGGACAUCAUGGAGAAGCAUGGCUAUCAGACACAGAAAUUUGGGAAAGUGGACUAUACUUCAGGACAUCAUUCCAUUAGUAACCGUGUGGAAGCAUGGACAAGAGAUGUUGCAUUCUUGCUCCGACAAGAAGGCAGACCCAUAACUAAUCUUAUCCCUGAUAAGAAUAGAAGGAGAGUGAUGACCAAGGACUGGCAGAAUACAGACAAAGCAAUCGAAUGGCUAAGACAGGUUAACUACACCAAGCCAUUUGUCCUUUACUUGGGAUUGAAUUUGCCACACCCUUACCCUUCACCAUCUUCAGGAGAAAACUUUGGCUCUUCUACGUUUCACACUUCCCUUUACUGGCUUGAAAAGGUAGCUUAUGAUGCAAUCAAAAUCCCAAAGUGGUUGGCUUUGUCACAAAUGCACCCUGUGGAUUAUUACUCCUCCUAUACAAAAAACUGCACUGGGAAGUUUACUGAAAAUGAAAUUAAGAACAUUAGAGCAUUUUAUUAUGCUAUGUGUGCUGAGACAGAUGCCAUGCUAGGUGAAAUUAUUUUGGCUCUUCACAAGUUAGAUCUUCUUCAGAAAACUAUUGUUAUAUAUACUUCAGACCAUGGAGAGAUGGCUAUGGAACACCGCCAGUUUUAUAAAAUGAGUAUGUAUGAAGCUAGUGUCCAUGUUCCUCUUCUGAUGAUGGGACCAGGAAUUAAGGCCAACCUACAAGUAUCAAGUGUUGUUUCUCUUGUGGAUAUCUACCCUACUAUGCUUGACAUUGCUGGAAUUGCUCUGCCUCCAAAUCUGAGUGGAUACUCCUUGUUGACACUGUUGUCAAAUGGAUCUGCAAAUGAACAGGCAUUGAAAUUCCACCGUCCACCUUGGAUUCUGAGUGAAUUCCAUGGAUGCAAUGCAAAUGCUUCUACCUACAUGCUACGAACUGGCCAGUGGAAGUACAUAGCCUACUCUGAUGGUGCUUCCAUGCAGCCUCAGCUCUUCGAUCUUUCCUUGGAUCCGGAUGAGCUAACAAACAUUGCUACAGAAUUUCCAGAAAUUACUUAUUCUUUGGACCAGAAGCUUCGUUCUAUUGUAAACUACCCUAAAGUGUCUGCUUCUGUCCAUCAGUACAAUAAAGAACAGUUUGUCAUGUGGAAGCAAAACGUAGGGCAAAAUUACUCAAAUGUUAUAGCACACCUCAGAUGGCAUCAAGAUUGGCAGAAAGAUCCAAGGAAGUAUGAAAAUGCAAUCCAACAUUGGCUCACAGCCCACUCCAGUCCACUGGCUAGCAGCCCACCCCAGUCCACCAGUAGCUCACAGCCCACUCUUCCCCAGUCCACCAGUGGCUCACAGCCCUCUCUUCCCCAGUCCACCAGUGGCUAGCAGCCUACUCCAGUUCACCAGUAGCUCACAGCCCACUCUUCUCCAGUCCACCAGUGGUUAGCAUCCCACUUCAAUCCACCAGUAGCUCACAGCCUACUCUUCUCCAGUAGCAUUAGACAAUAAUAAAACUUUCUCAACCUAUAUAUGAAUAUGUUGGUACAUACUAAACUGAAUCAGCCUUAACAAUUGUUAAAAUUACUUAUUUUCAAAAUAUGUACUAUAUAUUGCUUGCCAACGAAUACAGAAUUCAUAUUUUCAAAACUAGUUAUACUAAGACCUUAUUGUUGCAGACCUCUGACAGUUUAAUGUCAGAAGUAUUUAAAGAAUAGAAGCAAGCAUUCUUACUGUUUCCCUGGAUAACACAGAAUAUGAAAUAUUUUAACAACUAUCAGUUAUUAUUUAUGAAUCAUGAUGUCUCGUGACUGACUAGUUUUUUGGUAAAACUCUUUGGAAGUAUUUGAUGUGUUAGAACUAUUUAAUGGGACAUAGACUCUGAAUAUAGUUGAUUUUACUUUCUGUUGUUUAAAAAAAGGAAGAAAAAGAAUAUGAAGCCCCCUUCCUUUCCUGAUUAACUUCUUCCAAAGGACAACCACAAUCACCUUGCUUGUAUCUUUUUGUGGACAAGCUAUACAUUAGUCACCAACCAAAUGGAUAUAUUCUUUACACAUGCAUGCAGGCAUACACACAAUUGAUAAUGUGCUAUAUAGUGUUUCUUUUGGCAUAUUGUGUUCUGGCUGUUAUUUUCUAGUUCCAAUUAACAAUAGAUGCUGAGGAGUAAAAUUGCUGAACCAGAAUCUAUAAAAAUGUCUGUAGAUUUUCCCAAGUUGUUUCUAAAGAAGUGCCAGCUGUUGGCAUUCCCACCAAUAGGUAGCAAAUAUUUUAUUUUUAUUUAUUGAGUACUGACAUUUUUUCAUAUAUCUAAUAACCACUAAAAUUUGCAUCAGAACGACUCCCACUAUGUCUGUUGGCCAUUUUCUCUGUAGGUUGUUAGCAUUGUUAUUUUUUCUGUUACACAUAUGUUUUAGAUACUAGCCUUUUGAAAAGCAAAAGAGAAAAAAAGGACUUGCUACUCAUCAGAGGACUAAGGUCCAAGUAUUGGCACCCACACAGUGGCUCACAACUUGUGUGUAACUCCAAUUCAGGGGAGCUAGUGCUCUUUUCUGGCCUCCAAGGGUGCCAGGUAAACAUGUAGUACACAGACGAAAUGUAGGCAGGACACUCAUUCAUAUACAAUUUAAAAAAUAAUAAACAAAUAUAUUUUUUAAAAUACUGGAAAUAAUAUUUUUCUAGCUUGUCUUUUGAUAUUGACCUGGAGGAAAUAUGUAUU
Molecule: messenger RNA, 3159 nt
Organism: Mus caroli (Ryukyu mouse)
Lineage: Eukaryota; Metazoa; Chordata; Mammalia; Rodentia; Muridae
Gene: Arsk
Product: arylsulfatase family member K
Molecular function (GO): glucuronate-2-sulfatase activity; arylsulfatase activity
Source: RefSeq, a predicted model, not a curated record